Messenger RNA from Porites lobata, 5563 nucleotides. NCBI's taxonomy places the organism in Eukaryota, Metazoa, Cnidaria, Anthozoa, Scleractinia, Poritidae. The record is from the annotation of a GenBank genome assembly.
AUGGCGGACUCGGGGAAAGGAGGGAACGAGGAACAUGAAAUGACAAAUCGCAAAAUGUCUGAAUCAGGACAACCGGCAAAUAAUCAAAACAACCACGUUCAAAAGAGUGAAAAUUCUAAGAAAUCACUGAAAAAGAAAGGUAUGAAGUCAGCCGUUUUAGUAAAAAAUUUGGCCAAAGUUUAACUCAACGUUAAACUGUGGCCAAAUCAUAUUCUUAGUGUCAAACUGUUUAUUUGAUACUACAAACUAAUUGGGACACUGAGGGAACAGAAGCGAUAAUAAGAUGAGGCAGCACACUUCUGAGUGUUGUUCGAUGUUUUACCUUACACAUUUAGGUGGUGAUAUCUUUCAAAUGCCUUUAUUUUAAUUUCCAGGCUAGAUAAGACUGGACUCAGCUGGACUAGCCUGGGACCAGGCCACCGCUGGGCUCUCUUCACUCGCCGAUAUUUUUCCUAUUGACCCCGUUUUGUCCCUCUUUCCCCCACUGUGGAGCCUGGUCCCAGGCUAGACUGGAAUCAGGUACUCUUCUGAUUGGCUUUCAUAGACAAUCUUAAACAACUGGAGUAAUCUCUGAGUAAUGUGACUUUGUUAUAGGAUAUGGCCCCAACUGCUACUUUACUACAUGACAAGGCGUUUGUGUUGAUGGACAAAACAAUAAAAAAUCUUUUCAAAAAUUACAUGAAAAAGAAUGUAUAAAUUAGUUUUCAGCAGAACAAGACACUUAUGUCGCAGAUGGCAGGUGUAACAUACAAGUCACCCAUUCCACAGUUCAGAGCACAGGUCACCAUGCUACUGAUGCACUUGCACUUGCACUUUUUUAUUUGCGUGUCAAUGUAUUUAGCACGAAAGUGCUAAUUGGGGACACUAUUUUUACGUCUCCUAAUGGAGACGGGACCGCCAUUUUACGUGAUCAUCUAAGCCACGCGAAAGUCUCACCGCUUGCAGUGCAAUGGAAGUACCUUCAUUUCUCAGUCAUUUUAAGACCCUGAGUAAUGGUCCGGCCCUGGGAAUCAAACCCACGACCUCCCGCUCUGCAGUCAAACGCUCUACCGACUGAGCUAAUCCUGCCAUGGUCAAAUGAACUGAUAAUGAAAUAUGGGACUUUACCUAUGGAAUGUGACCUGUAUUCUAGGUCCAUCAGUAUCUUAAAGUGUAAUUGCAAAAACUGCAACUUUGACAAAUGCAGACAUGACUGGUGGGUGCUGUUGUUACGUGUAGAUGCUCUGAAAACUAUCCUUGUCAUAUCCAAGGUUGGCAGUAAUGUUUUGAUGAAGUCCAUGGCAUUAGAGUAGGUGAAUGUUGCCUAGAAAUUCUUCGGUUGUGGAAACUAUUUGUCCUACACGUGGUGAAACUGGAAGUCUAUUUUGUUAUUCCUUUUGUUCAGGAGAAAAUACAUGCAAAUUUUUGAAAACUGAGUGUAAAAUUUUAACGUCAUCUUUUCAACAUUCAUCUUUGGCUGAAACCUGUGAAGCGAUAAACGACAAUCUCUUGCCCUCAACCCUCAGUCGUGUUUUGGGGAAUAAUCAGAAUGAUUUUUUCUCUCACCAGGCCAGCUACAAAAUCCAUUUAAGCCUCUAUUACUAUUUCACUAGGCUCUUUGUUACAUGAUUGAAACUAAAAGAUUCACUGCACUGUUUGAAAUGUUUUCAAGGACGUGAUGUACGGCACAUGUACAUCAGUAUUUCAUUUACAGUACAGUAAGGCCACAGGCAUUGCAUCAUUUACACGCGUGUAAAUUGUGUGCAAUAUGGCAGAUUUACACACAAAAUACACGCAAAAAAUGUAUGUAAAAUUUUUUUACACGUAGCUUAAAUAAUAAAAUGCAAGAUGGGUGUAUUUAUCGUAGAGAAAUUUCCUUUCUUACUUUUACACGCAAGCCGCGUGUAAAAGUAAGAGAGGAUCAGAUUAGAUCUGCCAUUAAAAAAAUACAUGCAGAUUUUGUGUAUAAUUAAGAGAGGAAAUUUCCAUACUAUAAAUACAUGCGGCUGUGCGUAAUUUAAGCUGCUUGUACAUGUAACUGCUUGUGUAAAAUUUUACAUAGGUGUUUUUUGCAUGUAAAUACACCAUAUUGCACGCAAUUUACUCGCGUGUAAAUGCUGCCAUUCCCAUGGCCUGUACUGUAACUUGUUCCAAACAAGCUGAGUUUUUGCUGAAGAUGACUAUAAAUGAAAGAAAUGUUCAGUUAGUGCUGUUCUUUAUUUUCGAAUAAUAAUCAGGUUUUCAAGAUUCAACUCUUCAGGAAGGCCAAGAGCAACUAAACUUUUCAAAAACUGAAGAUAGCUAAAUGUAAUACUUUUUUUGUUGGUAGUGGAAGUCCUGCUUAAAGCAGCUGGUGAUGCUCCAAUCAUGGUGAAGAAGAAAUGGCAAGUGGAUGGAACAAAACAAGUUGCAUACAUUAUUGAGUUUAUUAGAAAAUAUAUUAAGUGUGAGCCUCAUGACUCACUGGUGAGUAACAUAACUAGUAAGCCAUUUCUGGGUACCAUACCUGUGUAUACCAUAGUCAUAGUAAAGAGAAAGGCAUAGAGGGCUACAGAGUAAUUGUAUGUACAGUACUAUAUUGUUUCAAGAAUAGGUGAUUGCACACACUUUUGUUGUGAUUUUACACAUUCCUCCUGGGAUAGAAAAAUUGAUGUGUAGUUAAAUCAUGAAUGUAGAAGUUACUUUGGGAGGGUGAAAGAGUUUUAAGUAAUAAUAAUAAUGAUAAUAAUAAUAUACUUAUAGUAAUAUCAAGGAUGUGGGCUAUGCAAAAAGUGGAGGUGAUAGUGGUUGUUGUAGGAGGUUUGUGAGCGAUACCUAGAGGUCUGAAAAAAUCACUUGAGAAUAUUCAUGGUAUAAGGGUAAUUGAAAAGAACACGUGCAGAAUACCGCAUUACUAUGAACUUCAAGAAUACUGCAGAGAGUUCUUGAGGUUUGAAAGAUGGCCAGACCCUUGUGACCCUUGGUUGUAGCAACAUUUUGUAUAAACUGCUCCAAGGGAAAUUUUCCGGUUGACCUGCAAACUGAGUUUAAUUGUUCAUAAUGAUAAUGGUAACAAAAUAAUGAUGAGAUAACUAAAAAUAAGGUAUUAGCAAAUUAAUUGUCUGUCUUUUGCAGAGUCCCCUGCUAACUAGGAAAAUGAGAUUUGGUCUACAAAUUAUGCAAUAAUACUCUUUUUAAUCUUCUCCAAUAACUGUAAAAAGUAGCCAAAAAUCAAGCAAAUUAUAAAUGAGUAAAACUCUUGAUAAGCUCAAAAUGACCAAAAUGAAAAUGGCAGGUUUUUUAUGUUUCAGGUUCUAGAAAAUUUCUCAUUUAUUUAUCCACUGCUCUGUACUCCAUGUAGACAUGUAUUACACAGCCACAGAAUCAAUAUGGUUACAAGUUAUUGCCUUCUUGGCUCUGAUUUUGGAGUUGUUAGUUUGUGUGUGUUGGCAAUUAAUUUCAAGUAUUAUACAUUAUUUUAUAACUUGUGAUGACAACAAGGAACUGAAAGAAAACGUCUUCUCAUUUCUGAAAUUAAGAAGAAUAAGCUCCCUGAUACCUUGUACAUUAGUGUGCAUUUAACUAGUAUGACUGUAGUCUCUCCUGCCUUACUAUAUGUGUAACAGUCUGUUUUAUCUUCAGUUUGUUUAUGUAGGCCAGUGCUUUGCACCAACUCCUGACCAAACAUUACAGAACUUGUAUGAUGUAAGUACUGUAUGAUGUAAAUACUGUUUUAGUAUACUGUACUGUAUACUCAUGAAGUGAUCUCAACAAAAUCAGAGAGGAAACCAUUCAAAAGGACCUCUAGAAAAGCAAUUUAUCGAAAGGAAGGAAAAAAACUUUUUUGUUUUUUGCACAUGAAGAAGUCAUUAUUUUGUUAUCAAUGUGUCACAUAAGCACAGCUCAAAGAGCAGACACUCUUCCUUAUUAAAGCAGGCAUGAGCUACAGAAAGUCAAGUACUUUUCUUCCCUCAUUUUUUGUGAAACAAAGCUUUAGGUUUGGAUACAUCGAUUAAACAGGCAUUUCAUUAAUUUGUUUUUUUCUUGGUACAGGUUUCAUGUUAGUGUAUGAUAAAAGGUGAUUAACCAAAUAGCCUUAAUUUUUUGUUAUAUUUUACUUUUUUUUUGAAGUAUGUAAGAACUAAAAAUAUAGGUAAACUUUACUUGCAUGUAUUUUUGUUUCUCAGUGCUUUGGAGCUGAUGGAAAGUUAGUUCUUCAUUACUGCAAGACACAAGCGUGGGGAUAAUCCACAGUGUGCCAAAGAAGAUUUUUAAGAAAAAUAUGGAUUUUAAAUUAAUUAACUAAAAUAAGGUUUGAUACCUCUUACCAGCCUGGGAAAAAAUCAAUUCUGUACUGGGGCUGGAUUCACAACUUAGCCCCCUAAGCAGCUUUUUGUAAGUCAGGAUAAAAAUUUUGAACUUUUUUGGAUAACUAUAGACCAUACAAUGUAGUUAAGGAAAAAUGCAGACCAGUGUUCCAGAUAAGAAACGGGUCUCGGGUCCAUGACCCUACAAAAAAGGCUCCCUGACCCGACAGAUGACAUAUAAGUGUACUAAAUCCAAGUCUAAAUCUAAAUGUCUGAUCUGCAAAGGGCGGUACAGCCCAUAUUCAGCAGAUAUAAGCGUUAAGUGUAAUAUAAUGAAAAAAAUUAGCAUGUGGUCUUGGUGACCCCUUAGAUGGUCUACAUGACCUCGGGCUUGAAAGAAUUAACUGGAACUCUGCAGACCCUGAUGACAAGUUUGUCACUGAUGACUCUAUGUAUGUACCUGUUUUGAAUUACUUCUUGGGAAACUAGUUAGUUUUGUUUCCCAAAAUGGUCAAAGUCCAAUCUAUGAGCAUAAUUAUAUGCCAGGAUUAAUUUCUGACAUCAUACACUUUGUUGUGUUGUCAGCCACUCAAAUGCUUUUGAUGGGAGACAUUUUCAUUUUUAAUGUCAUGUGAUCUUUAAUAAAUAGUUAAGGAAAGGAUGUGCUGUUGAGCAGACAAAAAUAGUGUGAGAUUCAUAAUGAUUUAUGUUAUAAGAGUUCAGAAAAUGACCUAUAAUAAUUAUUGAUCUGACCAGGUUACAAUAACCAGUUCAAAUGUGAAGGGGAAGUGGAGAAUCCAGAGGUUACGGGUGUGUGGACAUGUUUCUUUACACCCAUUUCAUUCUUGUGUGCUACAUUUCCACCCUUUCCCUUCUUUCCUUUGGAAUACCUGUCAUGGAGUCAGACUGGCCAAGGUUAUAAGUGCAAAGACAGCUUUAAUCCAUCAUGUAAUACUGUGACAAUAAAUUGCACUCCCACAUCUUUAUUACACUUUUCCUUUUAUUUCAUGUCAGCAUUGUGUUAGAUUUGUUGUGGUUAAAUUUUAUCCUUGGUUUAAAUUUUUAUUUUUCUUUGUUUCAAAGUCAUUUACAUAUGUACAUUCCCAUGGCCCAAAACAAGGGAAAAUAAAAUUUGUAUCAAGGAUAAAUUCAAACCACAACAGAUACAUCAGUGGCAACAUUUUUUUGACCUACAUGUAGCAUUGGACCAAAUAAAGUGACAGAUGGAAUAACUUGAUGCAAUGUCCAAGUCUCCCUCUGUUUCACAGGAAAAAUAAAGGCAAUAAUUUGAAGUGAAA